Rhea pennata is the source of this 1797-nucleotide messenger RNA. It is a transcript of the gene HSF5, whose product is annotated as heat shock transcription factor 5. Bases 1 to 1797 code for a protein of 598 amino acids. NCBI's taxonomy places the organism in Eukaryota, Metazoa, Chordata, Aves, Rheiformes, Rheidae. Gene Ontology annotation, biological process: regulation of DNA-templated transcription. The transcript is spliced from 6 exons. Gene Ontology annotation, molecular function: DNA-binding transcription factor activity; sequence-specific DNA binding. The record is from RefSeq and is a predicted model, not a curated record.
AUGGAGGAGCCGCUGCUGGCCGCCCCCAUCAACCCCAACAACUUCCCUGCCAAGCUGUGGCGGCUGGUGAACAGCCCGCGGUUCCGCUCCAUCCGCUGGGACGCCCGCGGCGAGGGGCUCCUCAUCGACCAGCCGCUCUUCGAGUCCGAGCUGCUGGGCGCAGCGCCGGCCCACGGCGCGGGGCCGGGCGGCGACGGGGCGGCGGCUGGCGCCACCGAGCUCUUCAAGACCACCAACUUCACCAGCUUCAUCCGCCAGCUCAACCUCUACGGCUUCCGCAAGGUGGUGCCGGGGCCGGCGGGCGGGCCCGCGGCGGCAGGCGGCGGCGGGCCCUUGCACCACUUCCACAGCCCGCACUUCCGCCGCGACCGGCCCGACCUCCUCGUCCACCUCAAGCGCCUCACGAGCGCCAACAAGGCGAAGCUGGCAGCCGGCCUGGAGGUGGCCAGCCGCCCACCCAAUCGCUUCCAGCGGCUGCUCAGCACUUCACUGCAUGGGGACUCGUUGCUGCCGCCGCCCUCGAUGCCCGGCAAGGCCGACAAGCCUGGACCGCUGACUGUAGGACAGUUUCAUCGAUCUUAUCAUCGAGACAGUUUAUCUCCCUACUCCUAUAUAUCAACCUCAUCCCAGAGCCACAGCACUUUGCCUUCAAAAGGUUCAGAUCGGACUCCAGUCCCUUCCAGAACAUGGCCGAACUCUCUUGGGUUGGUUCCAGGGCAUGUGGAGGCUUCUGCAACGUUUUCAGAUAAAGGGAUUGCCUUUCCUGUGCUCCAGAGGUUUCCAACAGAGGUCACAUACACACUCCAGCCCAGUGCCUCCCCUAUGCAUGUUCAGCAAGGGUCUCAAACAGUGACUACUUCUCCUCCAAAAUACAGCAGCUACACAUCCUCAGUGCAGUACUCACAAGCCUACUAUCCAACAGCUGUACUGCAGUGUUGCUCACCAACUACCCACAUAGAUCCUCUGUCUGGCUGUGCUAGUCCUACAGCCUCAGCCUACACCCACUGCAACUUUUUCCAGAACGCUCCAAUGCAGUCAUCUUACACAGUUGAAUUUCUGCCCUCUAACUGGCCAUGUAAUACCUCUGAUGAAAACAAGAAGACAGAAGUAAAUCUUGAAGCUGUGUUUCAGAUUGUUGAUGAAAUGCAUUCAUCACCCAAAGUUGAAAUGGUAAAGGUGGAACCUGUGGAGAACCAGUGUUCAACCCCUCAGUCUAACAGAGGUCAACAACUGCUGGUUAAUACUGAGAAUGGUGAUCCACCUUCUUCAACCGAGACUAGCCGAUUGGAGCCUCUUACACCUGUAGGUACAGACAUUACAUCGUUUGUGAUGGGAACAGAUCAAGCAAUAACUUGUUCGCUGUCACAGCCUUCUGAUUUUCUUUACGCUAUCCAUACCACUGAGUCUGUAGAAAGUGCUGCUGCUCAAAUAGUGCAAGAAUCUGUGGCCACACAGGAAGCACAUGCAAAACUGAAAGAACGACUGGAUCAUUCCCCAAAUCAAUCUUCAGUAAUAUUUGUUCAGGAAGAUCAGCCAUUCAAUGGACAGCAGAUGGAUCCUAAUGUUAAAUGUCCAUCCGAUAUGUCAGACACAGUGGUCUCUUCAGAACGGUUAGGAUUCCUCACUUCAGGAACUGGACCUGUGAACAAAUCUGUAAAAGACACAGUUUUAUCUGUACAAGCUAGAUGCAGGGAGAGAAGAAGCAAUUCACAGAAGGGCAAGUCUCCUGAUCUCCAUCUGCUGGUAGAUGUAGCCUGCAAGCAGGAGCACUUUCCAAAGGAAGAAAUAAGAGAGUGA